Molecule: messenger RNA, 3091 nt
Organism: Melospiza melodia melodia
Lineage: Eukaryota; Metazoa; Chordata; Aves; Passeriformes; Passerellidae
Product: protein FosB-like
Biological process (GO): regulation of transcription by RNA polymerase II
Cellular component (GO): nucleus
Molecular function (GO): RNA polymerase II cis-regulatory region sequence-specific DNA binding; DNA-binding transcription factor activity, RNA polymerase II-specific
Source: RefSeq, a predicted model, not a curated record
GGGCCGUGACGUCAGCGCGGGGGGGCGUGGCCCCGCCGUAUAAAGCGGCGCGGCCGCCGCGAGCCCGUUCAUUCAUAAAACCGGACACCGGCGGCGGCACCGGCGCCCGGCCGAGGGGAUCGAGCGCGGCUCGGCGCGGAUUUACCGGCGCUCGUGGCGGGAACGGGGAUUCAUUCUGUACCGGGACAGCUCUGGGGGGUUUGGUACCGGAGCGAGCGGAGCCGGUCACGGAUGGAGCGGGGAGCGUGAGGGGGGUUUGGAACGGAGCGCCGGAGAGCGGAACGGACGGUACCGGAGAUCGGCACGGACGCUACCGGAGCUUUUAGCGGACAACCGGAGCUGGACGCGAACGGUACCGAGCUUAUAGCGGAUAACCGGAGCUUUUAGCGGACAACCGGAGCUGGGGACGGACGAUACCGGAGCUUUUAGCGGACAACCGGAGCUCGGGACGGACGCUACCGGAGCUUUUAGCGGAUAACCGGACGCACCGGAGCUCGGUACCGGCGAACCGGAGCUUGUAGCGGACGGUACCGGAGCUUUUAUCGCAUUACCGGACACACCGGCGCUCGGUACCGGAGCUUUUAGCGCACAGCCGGAGCGCGGCACGGACGCAGCGGAGCUCACAGCCGCUCAACCGGGGCACGCCGGACACUCACCGGAGCCUGACCGGCGCACCGACCCGAGCCGCCCCGUGAUGCCGCCGGCGCUAACGGCGUGACCCCGCAGCUUUGUGGCGGCGCGGCGGCCCCCGCGGCCCCGGGGCCAUGUUCCAGGGGUUCCCCGGGGAUUACGACUCGGGCUCCCGGUGCAGCUCGUCGCCCUCGGCCGAGUCCCAGUACCUGUCGCCGCUCGACUCCUUCGGGAGCCCGGCCGCCGCCGGGGCCGCGCAGGAGUGCAGCGCCCUGGGGGACAUGCCCGGCUCCUUCGUGCCCACGGUCACGGCCAUCACCACCAGCCAGGACCUGCAGUGGCUGGUGCAGCCCACGCUCAUCUCCUCGGUGGCCCCGGGGGCCGCCAUGGCGCAGCCGCCCCCGCCGCCCCCGGCCCUGGACCCCUACGAGCUGCCCGGGCCGAGCUACGGCGGCCCCGGCCUGGGCGGCGGCGGCUUCGGGGCGGCACCGGGAGCGGCACCGGCACCGGCACCGGCACCGGGAGGCAGAGCCCCGAGGGCACGGGCGCGGCGGGGCCGCGAGGAGACGCUGACCCCCGAGGAGGAGGAGAAGCGCCGCGUGCGGCGGGAGCGGAACAAACUGGCGGCGGCCAAAUGUCGCAACCGGCGCCGCGAGCUGACGGACCGGCUGCAGGCGGAGACGGACCAGCUGGAGGAGGAGAAGGCCGAGCUGGAGUCGGAGAUCGCCGAGCUGCGCAAGGAGAAGGAGCGCCUGGAGUUCGUGCUGGUGGCGCACGCCCCGGCCUGCAAGGUCCCCUUCGAGGACGUCGGCGCCGCCGCGGCCGCCGUGGCCGUGAGCAGCCCCGGCGAGGCCCCGCUGUCGCCGCCGCCGCCGCCGCCGCCGCCGCUGCCGUGGUUCCUCGCGCCGCAGGGCCCCGUGCCCGGCGCCCGCUGCUGGGGAGCCCCUAACGCGGCGCCCCCCGCGUUUGUGUCCCCCCACCCAGAGGGAAACUCCUCCUCAUCGUCCUCGUCAUCCUCAUCCUCCUCCUCAUCCUCCCCGCGCGGAGCCUGGCGCCAGCGGCGGAGCGGCGGCAACGGCGGCGACCACCGGGGCUCCUCCUCCUCCUCCUCCUCCUCGGACUGCCUGAGCUCCCCCUCGCUGCUCGCGUUGUGAACGGGGCGGGCGGCGCUCGGUCGCCUCCGUGCGUCCCCUUUGUCGCCUCCAGGUGUCACUUUGUCACCUCCAGGUGUCACUUUGUCCCCUCCAGGUGACACCUCCGCGUCACCCCCGCCCCGCCCGCCCGCCACCGGGCUUCGUCCUCCUCGGACCGCCCGAGCUGCCCCGAGCUCCUCGCGUUGUGAACGGGGAGAGGCGGCGCUUUGUCGCCUCCGUGUCCCCUUUGUCACCUCCAGGUGUCGCCUCCACCCUCUCCAGGUGGCGCUCGGUCACCUCCGUGUCCCCUUUGUCACCUCCGGGUGUCACCUUGUCACCUUCGCGGGGCUCCUCCUCCUCCUCCUCGGAACACCUGAGCUCCCCCUCGCGUUGUGAACGGGACAGGUGGCGCUUGGUCACCUCUGUGUCCCCUUUGUCACCUCCAGGUGACACCUCCAGGUCACCUCCACCUGUGCUGUUUUUUUUGGUGGCUUGUUUGUUUGUUUGUUUGUUUGUUUUCCACCCCCGGUUUUGGUGGGAUUUUUUGUUUUUUUGGGGUUUUUUUUUUUUUUUCCCCGGUUCUGGUGGGAUUCGUUAUUUUUCGCAUAUUUUUUCCCCCUGAAUUUUUUUUUUUUUUUUUUUUUUUUUUUGGGGGGGGGGGUUGGUUUUUUUUUUUUUUUGGCGCCGUUUUUGGCCGAUCCUGGUUCUUGUCACCCUCCUGGCGGGGUCGCUCCGGGAUUCUUUGUCCCUUCUGGAGAUGUCCCCACCCCGUUCAGCGCCUUCUCGUGGCGUCCCUGUCCCCUCGGAGGUGCCUGGAGAUGCCACCACCCUAUUCCCACCGCCCGCAGGAGCUUCCGUGUCACCCCCGAGGUGACCGCGAGGGUCCCUCCAGGACCUCUGUCCCCCCGGAGAUGUCCCAGCCCGUCCCUGGUGGCACCCGAGGUGUCCCCGAGCCCUCGCUGAGGGUCCCCAGGAGGGUCCCGGUGCCAUCUCCGCCCCUUUGGAGAUGCCACCACCGCGUGUCCCCGUGCCCGCCCCCAGAAGGUCCCCGUGUCAUUUCUGUCCCCCUGGAGCUGGCCCGUGUGCCCCCCCCGAGGGGCUCCAGGGGCCACCGCCGCCCUCUCCAGGUGUCACUUUGUCACCUGCACGUCCCCUGAGGGCCGCCAGGUGUCCCCUCCAGGUGCCACCAACCAGGUCGCCUCCAACUCUGUCACCUCCGCGUCCCGUCCAGGGGGUCCCCCCGCACCUCCAGGUGCCGCCUCCAGGUGUGUCCCACCUGUCCCCUCCCGUGUCCCCGCCCCCCGCUUGGCCUUGGCUCCGCCCCCUUC